This is a messenger RNA of Vicugna pacos (alpaca), 1293 nucleotides long. RefSeq names its product kallikrein related peptidase 11 (gene KLK11). Lineage: Eukaryota; Metazoa; Chordata; Mammalia; Artiodactyla; Camelidae. Gene Ontology annotation, biological process: proteolysis. Gene Ontology annotation, molecular function: serine-type endopeptidase activity. The record is from RefSeq and is a predicted model, not a curated record. Gene Ontology annotation, cellular component: secretory granule.
UUGGAGGUGGGAGAGGGUGCGGGGUGACCGUGACAGCUGUGGGAGCAUUUGCUGGGUGCCUGCUGAACUUGGCUCUCCUGGAGUCCUCAUCCCAACCCCCUGAGGCAGGGCUGUCACCCCCAUCUCACAGAUGAAGAAACCGAGCCUCACCGGGUGGAGUCCCUCAUCCCACGUCACUGCGGUAGGAAGAGGCAGUGCCGGCUUUGGGGCCAGGGCUGACUGCUGUCAGAACCCAGAUCUACCCCGUAGUCUUGCUCCGCACCUGGUUAGGGGAGAGGAGGGCAAGACGGAGGGAGAUCUGACUGAUAGCAACCAAGCCGGGAGAAACAGGGAUCGGCACUUGAGUUUUGCAGACGAGGAAUUUGAGGUGGCUCAGAUUCGGGAAGUCAUCGGACCUAGGUCACACAGCAAAAGUACCUGGGGCCUGCCUUCCCCCUCGUUCCAGGUCAUGAUGAUUCUGCAAUUAAUCAUUCUCGCUCUGGUGACAGGGCACGCAGGGGGAGAGACCAGGAUCAUCAAGGGCUACGAGUGUCCUCCUCAUUCCCAGCCCUGGCAAGUGGCUCUGUUCCAGAAGACACGGCUGCUGUGUGGGGCAACCCUCAUCGCCCCCAGAUGGCUCCUGACAGCAGCCCACUGCCGCAAGCCCCGAUACGUAGUCCACCUGGGAGAACACAACCUCCAGCGGCAGGACGGCUAUGAGCAGACCCGGACAGCCACUGAGUCCUUCCCCCACCCGGGCUUCAACUACAGUCUCCCCAACAAAGACCACCGCAAUGACAUCAUGCUGGUGAAGAUGGCGGCACCAGCCUUCAUCACCUGGGCCGUGCGACCCCUCACCCUGUCAUCACACUGUGUCACUGCUGGCACCCACUGCCUCAUUUCCGGCUGGGGCACCACGUCCAGCCCCCAGUUGCACGUGCCCCAUAACUUGCGAUGUGCUAACAUCACCAUCAUUGAUCACAAGAAGUGUGAGAACGCCUACCCUGGCAACAUCACAGAUACCAUGGUCUGUGCCAGUGUCCAACAAGAGGGCAAGGACUCUUGCCAGGGUGAUUCUGGGGGUCCUCUGGUCUGUAACGGGUCUCUUCAAGGCAUCAUCUCCUGGGGCCAGGAUCCAUGUGCUGUCACCAGAAAGCCCGGUGUUUACACAAAGGUCUGCAAAUACGUGGACUGGAUCCAGAAGACGAUGGAGAAUAAUUAGCCAGGACCAGCGCAUCACAGCUCAAUACCCUUAAUCCGUACCUUGGGCUGUGGUUCCUGCUCAUUCUGUUAAUAAUAAAGCCUGAGCCAGGA